GAUUUGAUAAAAUGGAUUGAGGGAGCGGCAACGUCCGCCACUCGUUCCUCAUUUCCAUUUUCCACAGUUCAAAGAGCUCCAAACCAACAAGACUACUUUAUCCAAUCCCUUCCCUCAACUCCUUUUGUUCUGGUCUUGAAGUUUAUUAUACUGUCUCCCCUCGUAUUCCAUCAAACCCUCUCUAAUGGCAAUGGCUUCCUUUUCAUCUACUUGCCUCAGAUUCCGCAUACCUCUCAACCAAGCUGCCAAGACCGACCAGAACCAGUGUCAGGUUCUCAGAAGAAGUUCCGCCGGGGCCGGUGGAUUGCUCAAGAGUAAUGGUUUCCAUCUUGUCACUCACAGAACCUCCCAAUCCCACCUGCGUGUCUCUUGUGCGGCAAAACCAGAAACAGUUGAUAAGGUGUGUUCAAUUGUGAGGAAACAAUUGGCUUUGCCUGAAAGCUCAGAGCUCACCCCUGAAUCCAAGUUCUCAGCUCUUGGUGCCGACUCCCUCGACACAGUGGAGAUUAUUAUGACCUUGGAGGAAGAAUUUAGCAUCAAUAUCGAAGAGGAUAACGCUCAGAACAUAACGACAGUACAAGAAGCUGCCGAUUUGAUUGAGGACCUUGUUGUUAAGCAGCAAUCUUAACUCUUAAGCUACCAAAGACUAGCUUUUGGUAAGUUAAAGUUGUAUUAUUCGGAGAGGCAGAUGAUAAGAGUUGGGUUGAGUAGGCAGGAUGCUAUUUUUUCUCCUUGAAUGAUUUUUUAAAGCAAAUUAAUGUACUUGUACUCGUGGAAUUUAUGAACAAAAACCAUUUUCGAUUUAUUUUUCAAUCUGUACAAGUUCAACUUGUUAGCUUGAAAUUAAUGCAA
Molecule: messenger RNA, 852 nt
Organism: Cucurbita pepo subsp. pepo (vegetable marrow)
Lineage: Eukaryota; Viridiplantae; Streptophyta; Magnoliopsida; Cucurbitales; Cucurbitaceae
Product: acyl carrier protein 4, chloroplastic-like
Biological process (GO): fatty acid biosynthetic process
Molecular function (GO): acyl carrier activity; phosphopantetheine binding
Source: RefSeq, a predicted model, not a curated record